This is a messenger RNA of Morchella importuna, 471 nucleotides long. RefSeq lists its product as uncharacterized. The record is from RefSeq and is a predicted model, not a curated record. Bases 1 to 471 code for a protein of 156 amino acids. The transcript has a single exon. Lineage: Eukaryota; Fungi; Ascomycota; Pezizomycetes; Pezizales; Morchellaceae.
AUGAUUGCUGGCUUCUUCGCCCGGUGGGGGCGGGCCUACCCCCAGGCCGCUUUGUCAACUGAGGACACUGCGGCCUCGCCCACCAUCGCAUCCGGAUUGCCGUCUCAAAACCACCGAGUCGAGCCCUCUCCAGUAAGACACUCUGUCGGAGUCACCGUCCCUGUCAGAAAUCAACCUACCCUCCUCGAGGGCGAGAUAGCUUUCGACAGAGAUUCUGUCCUUGUCACCUCCGACGUCAUCAAUGGACCGCCCACGCCUGAAAUAGCGUUUGACAUGACUUCCGUCCACGUUAGUAAUGUUCCGGAGCUGGAGUGGCAUGAAGAGCCGGCCGAGUACACGUACAGGGUGAAUGAGCUGGUGGACCAUGACGCGGAUGUUAGCAGAGAGCGGAGGGAGGAGGGGCGCGGAAUGUUGGCGCAAGCAUGGCGGUUCUUCAGAGAGGUAGUUCGGGGCGUAUAUGGGUGGGGUUGA